AUGGCACAAGUGCUACGCAAUAGUAGACGUGAACCCCGGUCACUGAAGAUGUGGGGAGACCGGAAGAAGGCUAUUAUCAAGCGAUAUCCUGAUGGUAGACAAGAAAUUAUUGUUCCACAGAUCCUAACUCCAGAGCAAGAACAUUAUCAAUUUCCUCCUCGGUCCAAAUUUCUUAAAAGAUUAGCAGUGUCUACAGCAAAGCGUCAACGUUUAUCAGUUAUUCAAAGCCCUAUAGCAAGUGAUAGUAUGCAUCAGUUACCAAACCAAGACACUAUAACAGCAUUAGAAAUGAAACAACCUGAUGAGUUAGCCAUCAAGAAAUGGUUUUCUAAAAAUGAAGAUAAUAAACCGCUGUCUAAGGCAAAUAAAGAGCUUGAAGUUAUUAACUGGAUUAAUGAAGUGGAGAGAUCGUCUAAAGGAGUACCAUCAUCUACAAAAAAAGAGUCGUAUCAACGUUCUAUUGCAUCUGUUAAGCCAAUACCUUCAUCCACCUUCUCUUCAUGCUAUAGUAAUCAUAAAAUUGAAUUCAAGAGUGAAGCGGGAAAACGAUGGGCAACAAAUAAUAUUAUCACAAGUACAACAUCACUUUUACCUCCUGAUGAAACAUAUCAUAACCGUUACAUAUCUAGAAAAGUGCUUUUGCAUCUACCUAGACUACGAUCGCAUAAUAAGGAAUCUACACAACCUGUCGCUACUUCCACUGAUACAACGUCUAAAGUCCAAAUCAUUUGGAAGGAUUACAAGUCAAUAUCAACGCCACCUAAUUUAACAAUAAAAAAUAAAAUGGGAGAGAACACAUCUGUAACUACUGAUCUGAUGCAAUUAUUUCAUAUGCUUCAUGAUUCUCUCAAAUUAGAACAGCAAAAAUCAAAUGAACGUUUAGCUGAAUUAGAGGCAUUAUUAGAAGAGGAAAGGAAAAGGCGACAGGAAGUAGAAAGGAAAUUAAAGAGAGUUGAAAUCAUGUAUCAACAAAGACAACAACACAUCAUGAUGAAUGAUGGUAACACAACAAUUACUUCUUUUACUCUUACCCCUGAAAGAGAAGAAGACAUAAUUUAUCAAUCAUUAUUAUCCAGAAUGAAUGAAUUAGAAUUGUCAGUUAAACGUGAAAGUCAGGCACGAAAAACUUUUGAAGAAAAUUUGUUAAAUACGAUGGAACAACUACAAAAGAAUAGAAAUUCAAUUACAAAAACUCGUAGAAAUACAUUUGUUCCUAAUGAAAAUCAGUCACCAAUGCCAUCUACUCAUCCUAUGACUCGAAGAAUUAGGGACAGAACAUCUUCUUUAGUAAACGUAGGUGUUAUUAGAAAAUCUAUAGAAAGUAAACCAACUAUAACAACAAUGAAGAAUAUUAUUUCUAAAAAUAAUAAUAUUAAUCAAAGAAAAACCUUAAGAGCACAGUCUGUACCUCGCAAUAGUAGUAGUAGUAGUAGUAAUAGCAAUAGCAAUAAAUACAAAAAAAUAGCUGCUUAUACAUAG
This is a messenger RNA of Cokeromyces recurvatus, 1479 nucleotides long. RefSeq lists its product as uncharacterized. The record is from RefSeq and is a predicted model, not a curated record. Bases 1 to 1479 code for a protein of 492 amino acids. Lineage: Eukaryota; Fungi; Mucoromycota; Mucoromycetes; Mucorales; Mucoraceae. The transcript is spliced from 2 exons.